GAGCUGCUUGCCUAUCCUCCGUACGUAAACGCUCAAAGCUCUUAUCUGCCGAUUCCUCGAGGUGUCAGUGUACCACAGUUCGUUGUUGUUGUUGCUGCUGCUGUUGUUUAUUAUCAUGUGCUCGGCUAGUGGUCUCGGUUGGUGCUCCGAGUGCAGACGAUAAAAGUGCGGAAAAAUUUCUUUUUGCCGCAAGGAUGUGGCCGCGGUCGAGUCGCGGCAGUUCAUCGGGCCCAGCUCGACUGUUGUCCUCGUGCUGUCUCGUCCUCGUUCUCCUCGUCAGCAGCACGGCGAGCUUGAAAAAUUUGAGGAUCGUCGCGCCGGAGCGGGUGAGGCUCGGCGACUCGGUGCUGCUCACCUGCAGCUACGACCUCGAGGACGCCCAGCUCUACGCGAUAAAAUGGUACUUCGAGGACGAGGAGUUCUAUCGCUACGUGCCCAAGAAGGAGCCGUCCCACGACACGUUCUCGGUGCGCAGCAUACAAGUCAACGUGUCCGGAUCCAACAUGCACGACGUGACGCUGGUCAACGUGCGGCGAAAGCACACGGGCCGAUACAAGUGCGAGGUCUCGGAGGAUCAGCCGCGCUACGACACCAAGCUCCAGGAGGCCGACAUGUUCGUCGUUGACGUGCCGGAUACCGAGCCAAGGAUUAUGGUGGAGAAGCAGCGCUUGGCCGAGGGCGAGACUCUGCGGGCCAACUGCACGUCCGGCGCUUCUCGACCCGCUGCCAAUAUAACCUGGUCGCUCAAUGGAAAGCUCCUGGACAAUCGGAGAAUGAAGUACAACACCCGCACGCAGACGCUGCUCGCGGGCACGGGCGAGGACGGCCGCCAGCGGACGCGCUCCUGGCUCACCGUCGACACUCAGGGCUUGUUCGAGGACUAUCGCAUAAGGCUGCGCUGCUUCGCCCAGAUACAGCCGGUCUACAAGGUAUCCACGUCGCUGGACGUGCGCCAGGACGGGCCCUACGUCGCCUCGCCGCACAGUCAUCAAUCCAGUGGGAGCAGUUCGAUCGUUAUCGCGACAUCCCCGUGGCCUCGUGAAGCUGCUAUUGCCGCCACGGCGCUGGUCUUGGCUUCUUCGCUAAUGACGCCGACAAGGUGAUUACGAAACUGAACAUGUGCCGAAGAAGGACUAUCCUAUAUCUAUACACAUCACCAGCCGACGUCGACGAUUCCUUGGGAAAUUAUGCUGCGCAAACAUCGAGUUUCGAUCUCUGUCUCGCUCGCUCGCUCCGAAUCACGUCUCCUCUAACAUCGUCCAAAAACUAUACUGCCUCAACGUGUGUGUGUCUAUAUGUGUAUACGUGUGUUAGCGCUAUAGCGAGUGAGCGAGAGCUUAAUGCGACAUUUAUAAUACGUCGAUUACGGAGAGCUUCCACACGCGGCGAAAAGUUGAGAGUCGAGAAUUUCCUUCCGGAAUACGGAUACGCGAUAUAUAUAUAUUUGUACAGUGAGCUUAGGUUAUUAGAUAGUUUAAUAAUUGUUGAAUCAUAAGUAAAGAGUAAUUCAAAGUUCGACUACUCGCGCGUCGCUAAUUAUAUAUAAAGAUAUACGGGGGGAAAAAAAAAUGAUAAAAAUAAAAUAAAAAAGAUAAACACAAACUAAACUGCAACGUUAUCCGUGAUAUAUGAUAUAUAUAUACUUCGCUGGAGGAUAAUACAUCGUGUGAUACGUAAUAAGCCGACGAUCUACUAUAUAUAUAUAAAUAUUUAUAUGUUGAUGUUGCGAAUUACACGAGAUAAUGUGAACGUUUUUUGUUUCUUAUUUUUUCGUAAUCGUCUCGCGAACGAGUCAAUAAAAAAUGUGCGUAAAUUAUUUUUCACGAAUUCAUCACGAGUUAUUUUCUUUCCUUUUUCUCGCUUCGUCGAGUGCGAAAUCAUCAUGAUGUGUGGAUGUGAAUUAUUGUACGUCGGGCGUGCAGAAUUGAAUAAAACGCUGUACUCCUCGUGACGCAUAUAACGAUUGAACGAAUAAUAAUUAAUAAUAAUA
Trichogramma pretiosum is the source of this 1990-nucleotide messenger RNA. RefSeq lists its product as uncharacterized. Lineage: Eukaryota; Metazoa; Arthropoda; Insecta; Hymenoptera; Trichogrammatidae. Bases 195 to 1103 code for a protein of 302 amino acids. The record is from RefSeq and is a predicted model, not a curated record. The transcript has 6 exons.